GAAUAGAAGAGGAAUCGCUGCAAAGUUCCAUUGCCAAACUUCGCGUCAUAGAGGAUGAGUUCACACGACAUACGCCGUCCGUUCAAACGCCCGGCGAUCUCCGACCAACAAAGACGCCGAGAACUUUCAUUGCUCCGCCAGUCACAAAACCGCCACGACGCUCAGCUACAAGCCCGUCGUUUAGCUUCCACUGUCCUCUCUCUUCAAUCCUCUUCCCAAGAACAGCAGGUCGACAUACAAGUUACCGACGAACUUGAAUCCUGUCCCGAAGAAGUCGACGACGAUUAUGGACAUCAUAAGGACGCACAUGAUCUUCGUCAAGCUACCAAGCUGAGAGGACCUGAUGCUCGGUUAUGGUUUGCCAAGCAGCUUAUGCUUCCCGAGUGGAUGAUUGAUGUUCCCGAUAAAUUGAAUACCGAUUGGUAUGUAUUUGCUAGGCCUGCUGGAAAACGAUGUUUUGUUGUUUCUUCAAAUGGAACAACAAUCAGUAGACUGCGCAAUGGAGUUCUCUUGCACCGUUUUCCUUCUGCUCUACCCAAUGGUGCCAGGACUAAUAACAGUAAAGCUGCUCAAUCAUACUGUAUUCUUGAUUGCAUAUUUCACGAGUCUGAUGAGACUUAUUAUGUCAUUGACGGUGUUUGUUGGGCGGGAAUUUCAUUAUAUGAGUGCACUGCCGAAUUCAGAUUCUUUUGGUUAAACAGCAAGCUUGCUGAGACGGGGGCUUGUGAUGUUCCCUCAACUUAUCAUAAAUAUAAAUUUAGUGCUCUUCCUGUCUACAACUGUGACAAAGAAGGCCUACAGACAGCUUAUGCAGGACAAGUUCCAUAUGUCAAGGAUGGAUUACUGUUUUACAACAAGCAUGCACAAUAUCAAACAGGAAAUACACCUCUAUCAUUGGUUUGGAAGGAUGAACAUUGUAGUCAGUAUGUCAUUGAUACAGACAAUAAAGGACAAGUUCAAAGUCAACAACAGGUAGUUUUGGAGCUCCUGGAUGAUGGCAGACUGGCUACAUCUGAUGACCCUCCUGUCAUAUUUGGUUGCUUACUUGGUGAAUUCAUGCAAAAGACAGAACUUCACUGUGGAGAUCUUAUAAAAUUUGCUAUAGGUGAAGGAGGAGUAGUUGUUGUUGACAGUAAACUGGAGAAGGCUGAUCUGAAAUACCUGGGCAAAUCCAAUCGUGCACGUGCUUUUGCUGAUAGUUACUCGAAGGUCUUGUUCCAGCACGCAGCUCGGUAUUCUCCUCUGAGAAUUGAGCAUCUUUUUGCAUCAAUCAGUUCGUAUGUUGAAGAUGGAAAUUCAACUCAAGAUGCAGAGAUGGCUGGUUAAAGGUGCAAUGUGCAGGAAACGCUUUUUGAACUAACCAUAUAAACUUGCAUGGUUAUGAAAUUAAACUGAGUGAUGGGCAUAUAAUCAUUCUAACCUACACCAUGAAAGUAACAUUUUUGUGUCAUGUAAGAUGAGGAUAAUGGUGCGAAAGAAUACGUUUUGGCUUCAUCCAACAAGGGGCUUUCACUGCUUUUCUCCUCAUCUUGUCUACCCUUUAUUCAUAAUUUGGGAACGCUAAACCUUUACAUGAAGAAGAUAAAUGGGCUCUGAAAAUCCUUAGCUUCUGAAUGCAGGCCCACAGCUGAACUUUUGCUCCGGUGUCCAACAAUUAAUCAUUGACGUAAUAUUGUUCAAACAGGGUUGAAAUUUUGGUAAGGCAGUGUUGAAGGUAACAUCAGUGGAUACAAAAGAAAUGCACAUGGCUUUCCUUUGUUCUUUUGCAUAAUUAGUCUGCUCCAGAAGUUUUUGGAAUUUGCUGUUGUUUCUUUGUGAACAGCUUCAAUUAUCUUUUCGUUUUUUUUCCCCUGGGAAGGAGAUUAUCAAUCUUAAGUGAGAUAGCUGCGUCUAAUUUCUGAUUUUGGGAUAGAUUUUAGAGCAUCACAUCAGAGCUGGAAAACUGUGUUCUGCCAGUAGUGAAAAUAGAUUUGCUAAAUCCAAAGAUAGUGUACAUUAUGGCUUCUUGUAUUUGUUGGAACCAAUUCCAACAAAUUCUGUAGCUGAAUUCUUUUCCCUAGUAUACGUUUACAGUUUGAUUCAAGAUGCAAAAGUUGUUGGCUCACAACCAUCGUGAACACAAGCUAA
Solanum verrucosum is the source of this 2127-nucleotide messenger RNA. RefSeq lists its product as uncharacterized. The transcript is spliced from 7 exons. The coding region runs from base 55 to 1326 and encodes 423 amino acids. NCBI's taxonomy places the organism in Eukaryota, Viridiplantae, Streptophyta, Magnoliopsida, Solanales, Solanaceae. Gene Ontology annotation, cellular component: nucleus; cytoplasm. The record is from RefSeq and is a predicted model, not a curated record. Gene Ontology annotation, biological process: snRNA import into nucleus.